AUGCGCAAAAAGAAGGGAAAAAGGGAAAGAGAGAGCCUACUAGAGGACCUUAAACACAUGGAAGACAAAAAUAAACUCAACCCCUCAAUAAAAUUAACUAAACGAAUCAAUAGAAUAAACUCUAAACUACACGCGCUUUCCCUAACCACUAUGGAAAGACAAAUGCAUAAGCUCAACCUAACUCAUUAUAUGCAAGGUAACAAAGCUGGCAAAAUACUAGCACGCCGGUUAAAAACACAAUACCUACAGUCCAAAUUACCUUAUAUGACAUCACUUAAUAAAACAAAACUAAACAAUCCCCAAGACAAGUGGAAGAACUGGCCACCUACUACGACAAACUUUACAACUUACACCAAGCUAAUGACACCCACCAACCUUCCAAGCAUGAAAUCCUUGAUUUCCUACGGGAAGAAGACCUACCCCUACUAA
Pelobates cultripes (western spadefoot toad) is the source of this 429-nucleotide messenger RNA. The record is from the annotation of a GenBank genome assembly. NCBI's taxonomy places the organism in Eukaryota, Metazoa, Chordata, Amphibia, Anura, Pelobatidae.